Pseudomyrmex gracilis is the source of this 2387-nucleotide messenger RNA. Its product is annotated as jerky protein homolog-like. Gene Ontology annotation, molecular function: DNA binding. The transcript is spliced from 2 exons. Gene Ontology annotation, cellular component: nucleus. The coding region runs from base 348 to 1751 and encodes 467 amino acids. NCBI's taxonomy places the organism in Eukaryota, Metazoa, Arthropoda, Insecta, Hymenoptera, Formicidae. The record is from RefSeq and is a predicted model, not a curated record.
GCUCGACCGCAUCGUAGGCAAAAGCGAGAACGAGAACCAUUGAGUGUGAGUGAAAUACAUAAUGCAAAGUAUUGUUCUCAUCCCUACCAAUUCCUGGUGCUUUGCCGAAGUUUCGCACUUCCAGGAAUUGGUGGGGAUGACUUUGUGAACAAUACUGAGGGAUAAUUGCGAAGAUUAAUGAAAAACUAAAUGUGUAUCGCUGUGAUUCUCGGAAUCAGGCUCUCACAAACUUUCCCGCUUGUCCUCUCGGUAACUUUUGCGGUCAGUCGAAUCUGAUCUGCCUAACUGGUCGUAUCGUCUAUUCGAACGAGUCUCUAUUUAAUUUACGUGUACGUGCGCGAAGUGAAAUGCCUGGUUCGAGAAAAGAUACCACAGUGAAGGAACGAUUAGAAAUUAUUCAAAAAUUACAAAAUGGUGUUAGUGUAAGCGACUUGGCCAACGAGUAUGGCUUGAGCAAAAGAUGCAUUAACAAAUAUCGCACAAAUGCAUUACAAAUUCAACAACUUGCGGAAACUGGAAAUUUAAAAGAAAUGAAAAGAAUCCGUACGUCUCCCGUUGAAGAGAUUAACAUUCGCUUAAAUACGUGGAUCUUGGAAAGACGUGCGUUAGGUGACACACUAACGGAUAAUAUUUUACAGCAAAAAGCAUUAGAGUUGCAUCGAGAAUUUGGAAUUUCAACAAAAUUCACUGCGAGCCACGGUUGGUUAUGGCGAUUUAAAAAAAGAUACAACAUUCAUUUGGUUCAUACUCACGAUGAGCAAGUUGACGCCGAUAAAAUCGCCGCGGAGCAAUUUAUUGAAGAACUGGCGAGAAAAAUAGAACAAGAAAAUAUCAAUGCAAAUAAUAUAUAUAACAUGAGCGAAUCGGGUUUAUUAUGGAAAAAUCUUCCGCGGAAGACAUUGGAUCGCACAAAACGAAUGGAAGGUAACAAAGAGAAAAAGGAUCGUGUGAGUAUAGGAUUUUGCGCAAAUUCCACGGGCACUCACAAAUUACCCUUAUUGUUUAUACAUAAAUAUGCUUGUCCACGAGCGUUAAAACAUAUUGAGAAUAAUUUACCUGUCGUAUACAAAAAUCAAAAGAACGCGCGGAUGGACGAAGAAAUUUUUGACAAUUGGUAUAUAAAUCAUUUUCAACCGACCGUCAGACAGCGACAAUUACGAGAUAAUAAUACAGGCAAAGUUCUUCUCUUAGUUAACAAUUUUAAAAAUCAUAAUGUUCGUGACGAAGAAAACGAACACUUCGAAAUAAUGUUUUUGCCGAAUACGACUUCCGUUCUGCAACCGAUGGAACAAGAAGUAAUUGCAAAAUGCAAAAGAUCUUUCCGUUACAACUUACUUCGAAAGGUAGUUCAAUGUCCGAGGGGAAUCCAUGAGUUUUAUUUUAACUACGAUAUUAAAGAUUGUAUUGAUUUAAUUCACGACGCUUGGGAAUCAGUAUCACAGACAAAUAUUUACAACGCGUGGCGACAACUCCUCGAGCGGCGGAACAUAGAAAUAAAAGAAAAAGUAGAAAUAAAAGAAGAACAAAUUGAAAAUUAUUCUUUCGACGAAGUGAACGAUUGGAUUUCUCAUUGCGAGGAAGCUGAAUUAAUUCGUGAAAACAAUGAAGAAAUAACAUCACGACGACAUUGCGAAAUAGCAGAAGAUGAAUUAGAAGACUUAUUUGAUAAAUUAAGUUUAUGGGCUGAAAUACAGCCAGAAUUUAUUCAGUCGCAUGCUAAAAUAUUAAUAGAUUAUUAUCAUCAAAAAUAAUGUUGUGUAAGUUUUACACAUUCUUUUUUUAUUACUUUUUUUUUAUUUUUAUAAACCUAACCUAACUCUAAUCUCUUCGAUACGAUGCACGUGCGUCACUAACGGCCUUUUGUCGCAUCAGUUGCAUACAAGUUACAUUCGGCGUUGUUGACCAAAGUCGACGCUCGGCCAGUGAGUUAUUUGAAAAAAUUUGUACUGGUAGAUUAAGAACUUAGGAAUCACUGUGCAAAAAAUAAAAGGACCUUUCUAUGCAAUUAAAGACAAAAAUAAUUUGUUAAAACGGCGAUUUUGAAUUAUGAAGAAAACGUGGCAACAGCACACAUGACAUCAGCUGAUGAUUUACUAGAUUUGGUGCAAAAUUGGCUCAGUGGACCGAGUUAAGUUAGUCCAUACUAGGGCUGCGGCUUAAAUUCGAAUAACAGUGUGAUUCGGAUAUUCGGAUAUAAUAUAUAUGUACGAAUAAACUUCGAUCAACGGAUAGUUUUCGAAUAUCCGGAUACUUCGUGCAGCGAAUAGUACAAAUAGUACUAUUCGAGUUAUUCGAAUAUCCGUAUUAUCCGGAUAUUUCGAUAUACUCAGUAGCGUAUAAACUAGCUUGGGACCUUUCAGUACUCGGAGGCAGAAAUGUGAUCACAA